AAAGCAACAUGGCGGUUCCGAAUGGUUGGCAAAAUAGCUGGUUGGGCAAAGUUUUUGUUAAAUUUGAUCCAGGAAGAGGUAAAAAAGAAGCACCUCUUGUCGAGGAUUUAAUUAGGAAAAGUGGUCUGUCUACUACCUCAUGUGAGAGCGGCACAAAGGCAAUUCUUAUGGGGCCACCUGGAGCAGGCAAAGGCACCCAGGCUCCAAAGCUUGCAGAAAAGUUUUGUGUUUGUCACCUUGCUACAGGUGACAUGUUGCGUGCAGUUGUUGCAUCUGGUUCUGAACUUGGAAAGAAAGUAAAAGGAGUUAUGGAUAGUGGUCAGCUUGUCAGUGAUGAACUUGUUGUUGAAUUGAUUGAAGAUAAUUUGAAUAAACCAGAAUGUAAAAAUGGAUUUCUUCUUGAUGGUUUCCCAAGAACAGUUGUACAGGCAGAAAAGUUAGAUGGACUUUUGGAAAAACGAAAUGCCAAAUUAGAUGCUGUUGUUGAGUUUGCUAUUGAUGACUCAUUGCUUGUAAGAAGAAUUACUGGAAGAUUGUUCCACAAGCCAAGUGGUCGUUCUUAUCAUGAAGAAUUUAAUCCUCCCAAAGUUGCCAUGAAAGAUGAUGUAACUGGUGAGCCUUUAAUCCGCCGUUCUGAUGAUAAUGCCGAGACUUUAAAAAAGCGUUUGGAAUCUUAUCAUAAGCAGACGUCACCGUUAAUCAAUUAUUAUCAAAAGAAAAAUCUUCAUUACAAGAUCGACGCUGCAAAAUCUCCUGAAGAAGUUUAUAAAAGUCUUUUGGAGGCCUUCAAAAAAGCUAAGUCGAAAUAAAAACUUGUAGAAAUUUAGAAUUUGACUAAUUCCCAAUGCACGUCUGUUGCUCGAACAUGAAUAUAAUUUUUCUUGCGACUAAA
This is a messenger RNA of Xenia sp. Carnegie-2017, 892 nucleotides long. RefSeq names its product adenylate kinase-like. The transcript has 7 exons. The record is from RefSeq and is a predicted model, not a curated record. Gene Ontology annotation, cellular component: cytoplasm; mitochondrion. Bases 9 to 809 code for a protein of 266 amino acids. Gene Ontology annotation, molecular function: ATP binding; AMP kinase activity. Gene Ontology annotation, biological process: ADP biosynthetic process. Lineage: Eukaryota; Metazoa; Cnidaria; Anthozoa; Malacalcyonacea; Xeniidae.